GCGCUCGGCCGUGUGCUCGGCGCGCUGUGCUGGCUGGCGCUCGUGGCCGCCGCCGCGCUCGCGGGCUGGGGCGCGCACCACGUCCUGCAGGAGGUACAGCAGCUGCAGCGUGGCCACCAGGACCUGGCUGGCCAGCGCGACGAGCUGAGCCGGGGCCUGCACAGCAUGGAGCAGAAGGUGCAGUCACUGCAAGCCACGUUUGGGACACUGGAAUCCAUGCUGCGGAGCUCCCAGCACAAGCAGGACCUCACGGACAAAGCCGUGAGGCAAGGGGAGAGCGAGAUCAGCCGCAUCGGUGAGGUGCUGCAGAAACUGCAGAACGAGAUCCUCAAGGACCUGUCAGACGGCAUCCACGUGGUGAAGGACGCCCGCGAGCGCGACUUCACGUCUCUGGAGCACACGGUGGAGGAGAGGCUGACGGAGCUCACCCGGUCCAUCAACGACAACAUUGCUGUCUUCACCGACAUGCAGAAGCGGGGCCAGGAGGAGCUCAAUGAGGUGAAGGCGAAGGUGGCCGUGCUGGAGGAAGCUGGGGAGGACCGGCAGGCCCUAAAGGCCCUGAAGGCCAUGGUGCAGGAGGUGCAGGGCUCGGCCAAGUCCCAGAAUGAGGAGCUGGUGACCCUGCGCCGCUCCCUGCAGGCCCUGGAGGCCGAGGUCUACAGCGAGGUGCGGGAGCUGGUGAGCCUCAAGCAGGAGCAGCAGGCCUUCAAGGAGGCGGUAGAGGCUGAGCGCCUGGCUCUGCAGGCGCUCACCGAGAAGCUGCAGCGCUCGGAGGAGGCCACCACACACCUCCCAGACGAGGUCAGGAGGCUGCAGGAGGAGCUGAGCCAGCUUAGGGCUGAGACCCUCCGGCUUGGGGGGGACAGUGACUCUGGACAUUCAGAUAGCCUGAAUGCCCUGCUACAGAGUGGCCAGGCCCUGGACUCCAGGCUGCAGGGGGUGGAGUCAGGGGUGCAGGCCCUACGGGAGGCCUCUGCGCACCAGGCCGAGAGCCUGCAGUCACUGGUGUCUAGCAGCCAGGACCAUGAGGAGCGCCUGGCCACGCUGCAUGGCCGCCUGCAGAGCCUGGGGCCCGAGGUGGACAGGGACGGGCUGGCCAGCACGGUGCAGAGCUUGGGUGAGGCUCAGCUGGCACUCUAUGGCGAUGUGGAGGAGCUGAAGAGGAGCAUGGGCGAGCUGCCCGGCACCGUGGAGUCCCUGCAGCGGGUGCGUGAGCAGGUGCACUCACUGCUCAGGGAGGACCCAGCCGCCCAGCCGCCCGCCUCAGACCUGCUGGACAGGCUGUCCUCGCUGGACAAUCUCAAGUCCUCCGUGAGCCAGGUGGAGUCAGACUUGAAGAUGCUCAGGACUGCUGUGGACAGCUUGGUCACCUACUCGGUCAAGAUUGAGAGUAAUGAGAGGGACCUGAAGGGUGCCUACGCCAACCUAGAUGGCCUGAGGAAAGACCUGGACAGGUUGUUUGUGGAAGUUGAAAGGAUUUACGAAAAGUUCUAAGUGGUUGUGUGUGCAGGGUGAGGAUUUCUAGGCUGGUUUCUUGUGACCAAAAAGUUGUCUCUUCCCGUGUGGGUGCCCCCCACUUUUGGGCCCCCCAAGAGCACUUGUUGCUGGGCACUAUGGUUCUGUGCCUGGUUACCCCAAGCAAUUGCCACACGCGCUGGUUUCUUCGGCCUCUGCUUUUCCUUGUGGUUGGCAAC
Messenger RNA from Octodon degus (degu), 1694 nucleotides. It is a transcript of the gene Ckap4, whose product is annotated as cytoskeleton associated protein 4. NCBI's taxonomy places the organism in Eukaryota, Metazoa, Chordata, Mammalia, Rodentia, Octodontidae. The annotation marks the transcript as partial. The transcript has 2 exons. Gene Ontology annotation, cellular component: rough endoplasmic reticulum. The record is from RefSeq and is a predicted model, not a curated record.